AUGAAACUCCUCGUAUCAUCAUUUUGGUUCUUCUUGUGCGAUCUUUUCUACGUUGAAGCAGAAGUGGGCGAAAAUGGCCAUUUCCGAGGGCUCGGUCCUGUGAACGGUGAUCCUAACGACAGACUCUAUUAUAGGCAGAAGGAUUAUCUUGAGGCCAUCUCUAUACCGGAGGCUUGGAGUAUCCUGGACUCUACUCCCAAGAGAACACCUGUGACCAUCGCAGUUAUAGACGACGGAAUCGAGGCCGCUCACCCUGACUUGAAGGGUACCGUCAUCAAGGGCUACAACGUCGUUGAUAAGAAUGAUGAUACCAGUCCUCGAGGACGGCAUGGCACUUGCAUGGCUGGCAUCGUUGGUGCUAUCAGAAAUAACAAGAUCGGCAUGGCGGGUAUCCUGGACAGUGUGCGUAUACUGCCCAUAUUCGACGGUGAAGUUCUGAGCUACUCUGCAAUCGAGGAUGCUUUCACCUAUCUGAUCAAUAAGAGGAGAGAUGAUGUGAAAGUUAUUCUCAUGACGGAGGUAUCCGGAUCAA
Perkinsus marinus ATCC 50983 is the source of this 532-nucleotide messenger RNA. RefSeq names its product Thermitase, putative. Gene Ontology annotation, cellular component: membrane. Gene Ontology annotation, biological process: protein processing. Lineage: Eukaryota; Perkinsozoa; Perkinsida; Perkinsidae. Gene Ontology annotation, molecular function: serine-type endopeptidase activity. The annotation marks the transcript as partial. The transcript has a single exon. The record is from RefSeq and is a predicted model, not a curated record.